AUGGAUGAGGCGGCUGACCUUCACCGAAUCCGUGUCCGGCGUCUACGAGACGGCCAAGAGGGUUGGGUGACCGUUCGAGGCAAUGCCGGGACGGUCUACCUGCAACUGGGCGGCGACCGCCUCAGCGUUGCAAAGGAGACUGCCUUGACCGAAUCCGUUUCCAUUGGCGGACAGGAUGCCCUUCGACAGCUGCGUUGCGGUGAGAUCCUGGACAUCAUGGGAGAGGAGACGGUGGACGAGACUUCGGGACUUCUACGAGCCCGCGUGCGCGCGCAGAGUGACGGGAAGGUUG
Molecule: messenger RNA, 292 nt
Organism: Symbiodinium pilosum
Lineage: Eukaryota; Dinophyceae; Suessiales; Symbiodiniaceae
Source: the annotation of a GenBank genome assembly